Messenger RNA from Solanum dulcamara, 1066 nucleotides. RefSeq names its product probable prolyl 4-hydroxylase 12. Gene Ontology annotation, molecular function: procollagen-proline 4-dioxygenase activity; iron ion binding; L-ascorbic acid binding. Gene Ontology annotation, biological process: peptidyl-proline hydroxylation to 4-hydroxy-L-proline. The transcript is spliced from 7 exons. Gene Ontology annotation, cellular component: endoplasmic reticulum. The coding region runs from base 65 to 982 and encodes 305 amino acids. Lineage: Eukaryota; Viridiplantae; Streptophyta; Magnoliopsida; Solanales; Solanaceae. The record is from RefSeq and is a predicted model, not a curated record.
GUAAAACUCUGCAUUUCCCCGAAAAGGAAAUCCCUCACUUUCCCAAUUUUGCUCUGUUUCAACAAUGGCGAGCUUUCUUUGGGUUUUCAUCUUCGUGGCUUUGGGGAUCUAUUCCGAGGUUCUUUUCGCCCAAAAAAGCCGAAAAGAAUUGAGGGCUGAGGAGGUGAAUGGGGAUGGCAUUAUACAGUUGGGCCAUCCCGUACGCUCUAAUAGAUUUGAUCCCUCACACGUCGUUCAACUCUCAUGGCGACCAAGGGUUUUCUUGUAUAGAGACUUCCUGUCAGAAGAAGAGACUGAUCACUUAAUCUCUUUGGUGCAUGACAAGAGAAAUAGCUCCACAGUUGAUAAUGCUUCAGUGGAUGCAGUGAAGUUUCCCCCGGGUAUUCCUUUAGAUGCAAAUGAUCCUACUUCCUCAAGGAUCGAAGAAAGGAUCUCAGCUUGGACCUUUCUGCCUAAAGGAAACAGCAAGCCAUUGCAUGUUCUGCAUUCUGGGAGUGAGAGUUUAAAGGGGAAUUAUAGUUAUUUUGAGAGGGAUUCCGCACUCAAGUCCAACGAACCAUUAAUGGCGACCGUCAUUUUGUAUCUAUCAAAUGUGACGCAGGGUGGUCAGAUCCUCUUCCCUGAGUCGGAGAAUAAGAUCUUGUCCGACUGUACGAAGAGUAGUGACACCUUGAGACCAACUAAAGGAAACGCAAUUGUGUUUUUCAAUGUCCACCUCGAUGCAUCCCCUGACAGGAGUAGCUCCCAUGCAAGAUGCCCUAUUGUUGAUGGUGAAAUGUGGUAUGCCAUCAAAUUCUUUUAUCUCAGAAGUAUUACUGUACAAAAGGAUCCACUACAAUCAGAUGAUGAUACCAAUUGUACCGAUGAAGAUGAGAACUGUACUCGAUGGGCUGCUACUGGAGAGUGUGAAAGGAAUCCUGUUUUUAUGGUUGGUUCUCCUGAUUAUUAUGGUACAUGUAGGAAAAGUUGUAAUGCAUGUUGAUUCUUUAUGUAACGAUUACAUCUACCUUUACUGGCAUUGUUUGUGACAAAAUCUUCUGAUUAAUAUAGUCAGGAAUUAUUCUUU